AUGCCAAUAACUGGUGGUAUUGCUGCCCCAACAAUUAUACCCUUAAAAGUUGGCGAUAAAGACAACUUACAAGGUUGUAUUGAUACACAGACAUACAUUGAAAUUGUAUCAGAGACACCAAAUGCCCGUCUUUACUUUACAACAAAUGGCAGCAAUCCAAAUCCAUGGAAAAGAAAAGUGAAUGGACGUGAAGUCACUUUUGUAUAUAAAGCACCAUUUGCACUUCGUCCUGGUCGAAGAGUUGUUAAAGCUAUGGCUGUUCACAGUGUAACAAAUGUCGAAAGUCAUACAGUUACACGGAAAUUCAACGUCUUGGAGGCCAAUUCAGAAGAAAAUCUUCAACAGUCUAACAAACAAAUUGUUUCAGAUGGUGAUGUAGACAAUACAAGUGAUAUUCUGGAUAUUCUUGACAAUUAUGAUACGGAAGAUGAGGAGGAAUUCGGUACUGUCAAUCGCGGUAGAGGGGAUGCUUAUACGUCUGCAAUACUGCAAAGGCGUAACAACGAUUUCACCGAUGAUAUUGUAGAAAAUUUUAUGCGAAGAAAUGCAGAUCAAGGUUUUGCAGCUACAAAUCAUUCAGGUACACAAAUUAAUCUUUGGGGUCAAAUGCCCGGUUUAAAUUGGGAUGUACGUACACCGAAUUCAGCGAAUAUAUCUGGUUCUUAUCCCCUAUUGAACAACUACAGCAGCGCCAGCAGUGGUAUACCAUUUUGGUCUUCUUCACCAUUGAAUAAUAUUGAAAAUACGGUUAGUCCACAACAACUCAGUACAAUAGCUAAUCAUUUAACCCAAUGCAUAGAUCGAACACGUCAAAUGACUGUCGAAGAAGUUCGUGGACUUAUGAAACAACUUACUGACAAAUUUAAUGCAAAAGACAAUGGUGAUUUAUACAAUAUGGCGAAUCAACCAGUAUCAGGAGUCGGCAAUGUAAUAGAACAAAUUGAGCAUGUGAAAAAUCAUUUAAUUAAAUAUGCCAAACAAGAUAAAGAAUUCUCAGCGGCAUUAUCUCAAGCAAAAAUUGGUAAUGUGAUUUCUGCAGAUUUUGAUGAAACUGACGAUAGUUACCUACUAACAAUCCAUCUUGAUAAACCAAUGAAAACUGAACAACCAAGUAAAACGUCACGUCGUCCUAGUGAAAAUAAACAAAGUCAAAAGAAGCCGGCAUUGCCAACGAAAUCUGUAACACCGAAUAAACCAAGUUCACCAGCUAGUGGAAGUGUCCCUAAUUCACCAGAAAAAACAAGUCAAGCGGAUAGUAUUCCUGAAGAAAUUAAGGCAGCACAUGACAAAUAUCGUGAAGUAGAAGAAUAUCCAUUAGAACCAACUUUAAAACCUUCAGCUGAUUUCGAUCCUGACAAAGACUGUGAAAAAUUACAUCAAGCUAUGGCGGGUAUGGGUACAAAUGAGAAAGCUGUCAUUGAAAUUAUGGGCCAUCGGUCAUCAGAACAACGUGUAGUCAUAACACAACGAUAUAAGUCAAUAUUUGGUAAAGAUUUAACCUCGAAAUUUAAAUCAGAAAUGAGUGGCGCGCUAUAUGAUUGUAUGAAGGCAUUGUGUUAUUCACCUGUGGAGUUAGAUGCACGUGAAUUACGUAGAGCUGUUGAAGGAGCAGGUACAGAUGAAGAUGCUUUAAUUGAAAUUCUAUGCUCUCGAACAAAUGAUCAAAUAAAACAGAUAAAAGAAACGUAUACUAAAGUAUUCCCUAAUCGUGAUUUGGAAAAUGAUAUAAAAAGUGAUACAUCACGUCAUUUCAAGCGUGUCUGCGUUGCUCUUCUACAAGCCAAUAGAGAUGAAUCAACAAAAGUCGAUACAGAACUUGCUCGAAGAGAUGCAGAAAGUUUAUACCGAGCAGGUGAACAAAAACUAGGAACAGAUGAAUCCAAAUUUGUUCAGAUACUCGUUUCGAGAUCAUAUGCCCAUUUGCGUUUGGUAUUUGAAGAGUAUUCAACCAUUGGAAAACGUAAUAUUGAGGAUACGUUGAAGUCAGAAAUGCAUGGAGAUACACUGCGUGCAUUCCUAUCAAUUGUUUCUUGUAUUAAAAAUAAACCAAAGUAUUUUGCCGAAAAAUUACACAAGUCGAUGAAAGGUCUAGGCACAGACAAUAAAACACUAAUUCGUAUAAUUGUAUCUCGUUGUGAAAUUGAUUUGGGGAUAAUAAAGAAAGAAUUUCAAAGUUUAACUGGGAAAACUCUAGAAGCAUAUAUACAUGAUGACACAAGCGGUGAUUUCCGCUUGAUACUGCUGGCAUUAGUUGGAGCUUGA
Trichobilharzia regenti is the source of this 2262-nucleotide messenger RNA. The record is from the annotation of a GenBank genome assembly. NCBI's taxonomy places the organism in Eukaryota, Metazoa, Platyhelminthes, Trematoda, Strigeidida, Schistosomatidae.